CAUCAUUAAGAACGAAACCAAGAUCUACCACAAUCAAAACCAACUAACCAAGAUAAAACAAAAACCUGAUCCGUUCUUAAUUCUUAUAUCAGAAUCAAAUGUUUGAUUGAAACCGAACAUGUACUUCUUGCUUUUACUCCCAAACAUAUUAAAAUCAAAUUAACCCUUUUUGCAAUUAAGGAAAAAAAAAAAAAAACCCAAAACUUUGCUUCAAACCUUUGAAGAACUCGAAGGCAAUCGGACAGUCAAUUGGAAUCAGUGAUGGUUCUUCCAAAAAAGAACAAGAAUCUAUAAUCAAUCCAUCCAUUGUUGGUCGCCGGACAUAUCUAGCCCUAACCUCUCUCUCACCCAUCUCUUCCCAGACCCAGCCACCUCUCUCUCGUCCAGUCUUCCGUCGACCACGCCGCCGCCGCCUUCCGAUCCACCACGCCGUUGCCGGACCUUCCUCUACCGCCACCACCGUAUUGGUCCCUAGAAAAUUUGCUGUUCCAAUGCGAAACGAGUAAAAAAAAAAAAAAAAAAACUUCAAUGAAGCACAAGAGACAGGGGAGACCCGCUGGGCUUGAGGCUCCGUUAGCAUUGGUAUCCGCUGCAGAGGCGUUUAUAGUCCAUUUGAUCUGCGCCGUUGGAUUGGCCGUCUCCUUAUGGGUGGCCCACAAUCUUCUCUUCAACAGUCUUAUCUCUCAUCCUUCCCAAACCCUUUUCCUGAUCUGGGUGAUUGAGUGCCCUGUUGUGAUUCUUCUUUACAGUCAUUAUAGGCAGAACCGUCAACAAUCUUCUUACUUGAGAGCUGUUGGGCGUGGCAUGCUCACACUACUUGCUGGGGCUCUGGUGAGUGCUUUUGCAGCAAUUGCUUUGGGUGCACCUGUUGGCGCCAAGUAUUUAUCAAGUACCAUUAAUUGGUCUAUGAUGAUGUCUUUGUUCGCGGUUGUGCCUGCAGCUUCUGUUUUUGGUUCUUCGUGGACAGAUUGGCAGCGCCUAUUUGCAUGUACAAAGCCAGUUGGAACUGUAGAUUACAUGAUUUGUCUACCCGCACAUGGAGCUAUAAUUGGAUCUUGGUUUGGGGCUUGGCCUAUGCCACUUGACUGGGAAAGGCCAUGGCAGGAGUGGCCUAUAUGUGUGAGUUUUGGAGCUAUAGCUGGAUACCUCAUUGGAAUGGUGGCAUCAUUUGGAUUUGUACUAGUCCGUGGUAUACUGCAACAUACAAAAAGUGACUAACUAGUGCACAAUCAACUAAUUAACUAGUAGAUAAUGUUAUAUAUGAACGUGCAUUUUAAAGCGUCAAAGUUAUUUGGGGUUAACGUCAUUUUUUUUUUUUUGGUUCCUUUAAAUUGUGUGCUUGUAGAUAUAGUCAUUUAUUCAUGUAUUUACAUUUAUUAAUGGUUUACAAUGGGUGACUAAAAAGAUAAAAAAGAAAA
Molecule: messenger RNA, 1418 nt
Organism: Morus notabilis
Lineage: Eukaryota; Viridiplantae; Streptophyta; Magnoliopsida; Rosales; Moraceae
Exons: 9
Coding region: 529-1218 (229 amino acids)
Biological process (GO): GPI anchor biosynthetic process
Cellular component (GO): endoplasmic reticulum membrane
Source: RefSeq, a predicted model, not a curated record